ACGAGUUGUUGAACGAGUUCGCACAUGCAAAAGAGAAGAGCCGAGUCAGACGAGGCGAGACAGAAAGUGCCAGACUUAACUGGAGACCAGUGCGAAUUAGUGGAGAAAUUGAGCUUCGCUGAUCCCGCGUCGCGCAUUUCCUGUGCCGACUGCCGACUUGCAAUUCGGCAUCGGUUUUCUGCCACCGCGUGCUCAAUUCAAGCUUACCGUAUUUUCCGAAAGAAGUGCAAAGAUGAAUCAAGUGGAAAAGAUUGACAUCUGCAGGAAAAUCUACCACGAACCGCACAAGCAUGAGCCGCCGCUUUCGCUGCUCAACAAAGUCUGCCCGUUUUUCUGCUUCAAGGAAAAUCAUGAACCAGGCAAGAUCGUCCUCAGAUUUCACUCCUUAGGCUGGGCACACAUCAGGUGCAACAAUUUAAAGUGCAUCUACCGUCCUUUCUUUGUUAAAAAUCCCAUGAAUCUGAUAAAAAUCUUCGACUCUUAUUCAGGCAACGAUGAGCUGCAGAAGAAAGCAGUUGCCGAGUUCAAAAAGUGGAUGGAGAAGGAAAAGGCCCUGGUGAAUGAAAAAGACUUUGCAGAGGCGAUGGCUGCUGAUGACUUGAACCAGCGUGCCUUGCUCUAUGAAGAAUCAGAUGAUGCAGGAGUGGCUGGCCAGCCUCUUGAUGCCAAAACUAUGGAAAUGGUGGAGGAACAGGAAAUUAGGCUUGCGGAGGAAUUGCUGCGCCGUUGCUUUGAGCCAGAGCAGGAGUCUUCAUUUGAUAGUGAGGGCACUCCCAGGAAGAGAAGGAGGAGGAGGACCAAGCUGGAAAUGAUGCUGGAAAGGCAGAGUCAGGGAGGCGCGACAAUGCAGCCUUCCAAAUUUAGCAAUUACUCAGAUUUAGCCAAGAGGCCACGUGGACGUCCCAAGGGAUUUUCGCCCAAGAAAGCUCGAGCUGAAGAGAGGGCUUUGACUGAAGAGCCAGUCAAGCUGGUUUAUUUUGGUUCCAAGAGCAAUGCCAAAGUCAACUUUUACUCAGCCAAGCCAGCCAAGCAAAGGAAAUUUUCCUGGAAAACUGCUGCCCUGAGUUUGUUUGGGACAAGUCAAGAUCCUGCUCACAAGAAAGCCAAGGUUUUGGUAAUCAAAGCUUUGCUCCUAUUGCUGGGUAAACAACGACCCACCCUCAAGAAGAAGGCCAAAAUUCCUCAGAUCACUCACACGUCAAUCAGAGCUAGGAAGGCUAUCAUGCCAGCAAAGGAAAAGAGGGGUGUGAAGAAUGGAACCAGCAAAUCAACUAAGAAAAGCUCCAAGGCUGCCCCUUCCAAACCCAUCAGUAGAAAAGCCCUUGCCAAGAAUAAGGAAAUUCCCCUGAAAGAUUUGCAGAGCGACCCACAGAGUCAUCCUGAGCCACUCGCUGGAGCCCUCGAAAGAAAGGGCGAGGAAGCUCCUCAGAUAGAUGUUCGUCCACAGGAAUCACCUGCCAAAGACAAGCCAGACACUAGAGCUAAGAAGGCAAUCGUGCCAGCAACAAAGGAAGAGAGGAGUGUGAAGGGAUCCAGUAAAUCAAUUAAGAAAUGCUCCCAGAAGAAGAACAGCAGCUCCAAGGCUGCCCCUUCCAAACCCAUCAAUGAAAAAGGUGCUAAGAAGAACAUUCCCCUCAAGGAUUUGAAGAGCGAGCUAGGACAAAGCAAGCCACAGACUUGCCCUGAGCCACUCCCUUCAGCCCUCAAAAGAAAGGCUCCUCAGAAGAUGGAUCUUCAGGAAGCACCUGCCAAAAGUGACCCUCCAACCCCUCCAGCUCGAGUCCUAAGGCCGAGAAAAUCCAUGAUGGUUUAAGAGUUCUUUACUUACUUUUUAUUCUAACAAUGUUUUUUCAAUCGGCUUAUAUUAAAUAGCAGAGGUUCUUUAAAUGAUUUAAAAUUCCAAUAUCAGUACUAAAAAAGAGACCUUAAUUGGGCUGUUCUAUUCUUAUAAGCCAAUUGAACUGAGAAAAUUAAUUUGCAAAAGUGGAUGAUUAAAGUAGUUUAAAUUAACAUUCAGUAUUUUUUCAAUCCAUGAUUCGGAUUCCUGGGCAAAAUGCUGGCUGGCUGAAGUUAAAUUACGCUGAAUUUUUUUCAGUCCUCUGGAUUAAUUAAGAUGAAAAUCCUAUUAAUAAGAAUAAUUUUUAACAAUACAAUGAAAUAUAUUUUCAUUCAAAAUAAUACCCUCAAUGAUUAGUCAAAAUGAAUAAGUAAGACAAAACUUAUUUUGUCGACCGAAGGGCUCAUUGCGGCAGAUGAGGUGUCUUUCUGACCCUGGAAGAUUUGGCAGAAUUCUUUGGCUUGUGGUGGUUCCGUUUUGUCCUAGUUUGAAA
Molecule: messenger RNA, 2330 nt
Organism: Neocloeon triangulifer
Lineage: Eukaryota; Metazoa; Arthropoda; Insecta; Ephemeroptera; Baetidae
Exons: 9
Coding region: 233-1813 (526 amino acids)
Source: RefSeq, a predicted model, not a curated record